Molecule: messenger RNA, 1291 nt
Organism: Spodoptera littoralis (African cotton leafworm)
Lineage: Eukaryota; Metazoa; Arthropoda; Insecta; Lepidoptera; Noctuidae
Source: the annotation of a GenBank genome assembly
AUGCUGGAAGAGGAUCGCAUGCGCAUCGAGCAACUGACAGUUGGUUGGGAUGAUCCGACCCAAGUGAACUGGGACGAGGGUGAACCAGCCGCCGAGACCGUUGAAGCUCCUGCAGCUCCUUUGUACAAAUGCACUGCUUUGUACUCAUAUACGGCUCAAAACCCUGAUGAGCUGUCGAUCAUUGAGAGCGAGCAAUUGGAAGUCGUUGGCGAAGGAGACGGCGAUGGAUGGCUUCGUGCCAGGAACUACCGCGGCGAGGAAGGCUAUGUGCCCCACAACUAUCUGGAUGUCGACCGCGAACAGCCAUGCACCAGCUCGGGCACCGGGUCUGAUCUCAGUGAUUCGGCCCCCGGCCAAAGCUGAAGAGCCUAAAGCCGAGGAACAACCUCAACAAGAGUCCUUCGUGGCUGAGUGGCCGACUGCCGAGACCUCUAAGGCAUCUGCUCCUGCGUCAGCCGCUCCGAAGCCUGAUCAGCCAACUCUUGGCUAUUGCUUCGCCAUGUACGACUACGACGCUGAAUGUCCCGAAGAGUUGAACCUGGAAGAAGGACAGAUUAUCCGCAUCCUGUCCCGCGAAGCUCACGGCGUCGACGACGGCUGGUGGCGCGGAGAAGCCAACGGAGUGGUUGGCAACUUCCCAUCUCUGAUUGUGGAGGAAUGUGAUGAGAACGGCGAGCCUCUGAGUGGUGGCGAAGAGUGGCCACCGCUGACCACUGCUCCACCGGUGUUUGCUUCACCGCCGCACACACCACCCGAAGCUGCCGGCGCCCAGGACCUCGACGAAGUGGUCGGUGAAUGCUGGGAAGAGAACAUCCCGGAGCCGGUGCAGGCGGUGCAGACUGAGCAGACCGCGGAGGACUGUGGGCUGGGUGUGGCGCAGAUCGUCAUCACCGCGGCCACGCCCAUGGUGGAGGAGCCCGACCAACCAUUCCCUCCACCAGAACCAGAAGCCGAAACUGAAGCUGAAGCCAACGGUGAAGCCGAAAUCAACUCGGAGACGCUGCCCGAACCUGAGCGCGAGGAGAACGAUGACGAUGAGUCAUCUCUAUCAGAGCAGACAGCGGUCUGCUUGCGGGACUCGGACGACGGGCCGGCUGACUCAGCCCCGCACCCGCACUCCAGCUCGACGGCCUCCGAGGGCGAGUCCGGCGGCGCGUCCGUGGCGUCAGGUCCGCCCACCGCGCCGCAGUCGCCGCCCGCGGCUCCGCGCGGUGGCCGCGCCAGCAUCCCCGACGAGCUCGAGCCCGCGCAGCUGGCACGGCUCACCGACCUCAAGGAAUCCAACGCUUAA